Naegleria fowleri is the source of this 1125-nucleotide messenger RNA. RefSeq lists its product as uncharacterized. The coding region runs from base 1 to 1125 and encodes 374 amino acids. NCBI's taxonomy places the organism in Eukaryota, Heterolobosea, Eutetramitea, Acrasida, Naegleriidae. The record is from RefSeq and is a predicted model, not a curated record. The transcript has a single exon.
AUGAAGAGAAAUCCUCCUCCUAGUUGUACAACAGAUGCUAUCGCCACCACCAUGACACAAGAAUCAUCACCACCAUCACUCAAACAUGUACAUUUAGUUGAGAAAAUCCAUCAGGAGGCAACUGCUGAUGAUGCCCAAUCUGCAUCACUGAAUAUGGGAUCUACUUCAUUGAGUCAUGGAUUUGAUGAAGAUGAUGAUGAUGAUGAUAAUUCAUCAAUGGAUUCACUUUCAUCCGAUGCAUCCGCUUCAAGUAUUGGACAAUUGUAUAACCAACGCAACAAUCAUGCCACCAUGAUGACUCAAAACGUUUGUGCCGACUCUUACAGUACUCUCCCACCUAUGCAAAAUGUGUUUUAUUUGGGAGCCACUCAUUUGUAUGGAAACACCAACAACAUGACUUCAGGAGAAUAUCCAUCAGUCUUGUCAUUGAGCGUUCAAGAAGACCCAUCUUUUCUCAAUAGUUUCUAUGAUGAUGGUUAUUGCAGACCAUUCAAACUCAGAGUUAAAAUCAAUGAUUUGAGUGAGAAACUUCCUGAGGGAAUUUACACUGGUCUCGUGGAUUCAAUGACCUUGUUGACUUUGACAAAACCUUAUAGCAUGUUGAGUACCAAGGUCACUGUUCGUGAAGGAACCAAUAAUGAAGUGAUUGGACAAGUUUCAAAGGAUCUUUUCAAGAGAAACUUUAGCGUCAAAUCCACUGUGAGCAAUAAGAUACUUUACAAAAUUGUCCAAGAAAAGAACAACAAUGCGACCAUGUAUGGUUCACCUUCUACUGAGAAUUAUUCAAUUUAUGAACAAAAGGAAAAGAUCGGAAUGAUCAUGGUCAAGAAAGGAAAAGAAUUUCGUCUCGAUGUUCCACCUUCCUUAACUCCUGAAGAUAAGGCACUCUUGUUGUCUGCCAUGAUUCUCAUUGUUUUUACUUAUUAUGAAGAUGCCAAAAGUCAAACUUUCUUUGCCAAGAAUUGCAAGAAAAAGCAAUACACUCACUAUGUUCCACCAAAUUUCAACAAGAAUGAAGAUGGUGGCUUCUAUGGAUCCAAGAAUGAACGCUCUACUCAUGCUACCUGCGGUUAUCAACAGAGCAAGAUUGAUGACUUGAUUCCUGAAUCCAAUCGUUAUUUAUGA